Molecule: messenger RNA, 708 nt
Organism: Spirometra erinaceieuropaei
Lineage: Eukaryota; Metazoa; Platyhelminthes; Cestoda; Diphyllobothriidea; Diphyllobothriidae
Source: the annotation of a GenBank genome assembly
AUGAACACGGACUUAUAUCGUCUGUCAGUGGAGCAAGGUCCAGCGGCACAACAAGGCCCCAUUGGCACGUUUCCCGGCCCUGGCGCAAGGUUCAGCCUCGUUCACCUGGACAUUGUAGGCCCCCUGCCUCUGUCCAAUGGUUGUUCCUACCUCUUCACCUGUGUGGAUCGGUUCACUCGGUGGUCUGAACCUAUCCCUCUGCCUGUCAAUGCUAUUCCAACGCUGGUCAAGGCUUUCCUCAGUUGUUGGGUUGCCAUCUUUGGUGCACUCUCCACUAUUACGACUAACCGCGCUGUCCAGUUUGAGUCUAACCUCUUCCAGACUCUUCUCCCUUUUAUAGGCUGUACCCGCAUCCGGACGACAACCUAUCACCCGGCUGCCAACGGGAUGAUCAAGCGGUUUCACCGCCAGCUGAAGGCCUACCUAGGCGCUGCGGCCGAUCCGGAAAAUUCGACAGAACAUCAUCCUCUGGUCCUCUUGAGCAUCCACUGCGAUUUCAAGGCAGACCUUGAUUGUUCCGCAGCUGAACUGGUGUUCGGCGCCACCGUCCGACUGCUCGGAGAGAUGAUCCCACCAACCCUGCGAGGUGCGAUCGAGGAUCUCACCAACCCCUUGCACCGCCUCCGGCGGUUUAUGCGGUCACUUUCUCUGUCUUAUCUCGAGAAGGACUUGGCAAAGUGCUCUCACAUCUUCCUCCGAUGUGAUUGA